This is a messenger RNA of Theobroma umbraticum, 2848 nucleotides long. RefSeq lists its product as uncharacterized. NCBI's taxonomy places the organism in Eukaryota, Viridiplantae, Streptophyta, Magnoliopsida, Malvales, Malvaceae. Gene Ontology annotation, molecular function: oxidoreductase activity; methyltransferase activity. The record is from RefSeq and is a predicted model, not a curated record.
CAACACAAUAGUUUAAUACUUCGUUGUGAAGCAUACUGUAUAUAUAUAGCACUCUCUAUAACAGAAAGAUUUGAGACCCAAGGUUCCUGUUUCCAUUUCUACAUAGACUAAAGCUUCAGCUUCAAGAUACAAUGAGGGUGGCUGUGAUCGGAGGUGGGAUUGGUGGGCUGGUUUCAGCUUGCGUUCUUGCCAAAGCAGGUGUUAACGUUGUGGUGUAUGAGAAAGAAGAGCAAGUAGGUGGCCAGGCCAGGACCUUCAAUGGCAUUGAUCUAGACCUCGGUUUCAUAGCCUUCAAUCCCGCAAUGAAUCCAAGUACUCUGGAGUUGUUUGAUAGCCUUGGAGUAGGUGUGGAGGCAUGCAACAUGUCAUUCUCUGUAAGCCUUGACAACGGCCAGGACUAUGAAUGGGGCACUCGAAAUGGUUUUUCGAGCUUGUUUGCUCAGAAGAAGAAUGUGUUGAAUCCAUACUUUUGGAAAAUGCUUAGGGAGAUUAUUAAGUUCAAGGAUGAUGUGAUUACUUAUCUUCAAAUGCUCGAAAACAACCCAGAUAUUGAUCGCAAUGAAACCUUGGGACAGUUUAUUAAGUUGCGGGACUACUCUGAACUGUUUCAGAAGGCUUAUCUUAUCCCAAUAUGUUGUUCAAUAUGGUGCUGCACUGUGGAACAAGUCAUGAGCUUUUCAGCCUUCUAUACUCUUUCAAUUUUUCGACGCUAUCAUCUACAUCAGCAGCUACUUGGGCGCCCUCAAUUGCUGACUGUCAGCAGACAUUCAUAUUUUGCAAAUAAGGUCAGAGAAAUGCUGGAGAGCAGAGGAUGUCAAAUAAGAACUGGUUGUGAAAUACAUUCUGUUCAGACUGAUGAUGAUGGUAGCAACAUUGUGUUUGGAGAUGGUUUCCAAGAAAAGUACAACGGAUGCAUAAUGGCUGUUGAUGCUCCAGCUGCCUUGAAAUUACUAGGGAACCAAGCAACAUUUGAUGAACUGCGAUUACUUGGUGCAUUCCAAUAUGUCUGCAGUGAUAUUUUCUUUCAUCGAGAUGUUAAAUUUAUGCCCAAGAACUCAUCAACAUGGAGCGCUUUGAAUUUUGUUAAAGGUGCAGAAAACAAGGCAUGCUUAACAUACCUGCUCGAUGUGCUACAGGAUGUUGGUGAAACAAGUGUACCAUUUCUUGUAACCAUUAAUCCCGAUCAAACACCAAAACAAACCUUGCAUAAGUGGACAACUGGCCAUCUAAUCACAUCUGUUGCUGCAUCAAAAGCUUCUCUUCAGCUUAAUCAGAUUCAAGGGAAGCGAGGAAUCUGGUUUUGUGGAUAUGGCUUCCAUGAAGACAAAUUAAAGGCUGCUAUGGUCACUGCAAAUAAUCUCCUGGGAAAGCAGUGUUCUGUUCUUAACCAGCCAAAACACAUAGUACCCUCUUUCAUGGAAACAGGAGCUCGUCUUUUCGUUACUAGAUUCCUUGGACAAUAUAUAUCAACUGGCUGCAUAACUAUAUUGGAGGAAGGGGGCACAGUUUUUACGUUCAAGGGAAGCGUGAGAAAGUGUUCUGUUAAAACUGUUCUGAAAGUUCACAAUCCACAAUUUUACUGGAAGGUUAUGACAGAGGCUGGUUUAGGCCUUGCAGAUGCCUUUAUCAAUGGAGAUUUUUCUUUCACAGAUAAAGAAGAAGGUCUUCUGAAUCUUUUCAUUAUACUCAUUGCCAAUGGAGAUUCAAAAUCUUCAGUCACAAGACUCAAUAAAAAAAGAGGUUGGUGGACACCUUCAUUUUUCACAGCUAGCAUAGCAUCUGCAAAGUAUUUCUUCAAGCAUGCCUUAAGGCAAAAUAGUGUUACACAAGCUCGUAGGAACAUUUCUCGCCAUUAUGAUGUGAGUAAUGAACUUUUUGCUCUCUUCUUGGAUGAAACAAUGCAAUACUCCAGUGGAAUAUUUAAGAAUGAAGAUGAAGACUUGAAGGUUGCACAGCUAAGGAAAAUGUCAAGUCUGAUUGAUAAGGCAAGAAUUGAGAAGCAACAUGAAGUUCUGGACAUCGGAUGCGGUUGGGGAAGAUUUGCCAUUGAAGUUGUCAAACGAACCGGAUGCAAAUACACGGGCAUCACUCUUUCAGAGGAACAACUGAAAUUUGCAGAAGCAAAAGUAAAGGAAGCUGGUCUUCAGGACAAUAUCAGAUUUCUUCUUUGUGACUACCGCCAAUUACCUGAUACUCACAAAUAUGACAGAAUCGUAUCUUGUGAGAUGAUAGAACAUCUAGGUGAUGAAUAUGUUGAAGAGUUUUUCAGAUGCUGCGAGUCAGCAUUGGCAGAGGACGGGCUACUUGUGCUUCAGUUCAUAUCAAUACCGGAGGAGCGUUUCGACGAGUACAAGCGAAGUUCAGACUUCAUAAAGGAAUAUAUCUUCCCUGGUGGAUGCCUGCCUUCCCUGAAUAGGAUAGUAACUGGCAUGGCUGCGGCAUCUCGACUCUGUGUGGAGCAUGUGGAAAACAUCGGAAUGAACUACUAUCUAACACUACGAUGUUGGAGGAAGAAUUUCCUGGAGAAUCAGAGCAAAAUUCAAGCUUUGGGGUUCGAUGAGAAGUUCUUGAGAACGUGGGAAUAUUAUUUCGAUUACUGUGCAGCUGGUUUUAGGACAUAUACACUUGGCGAUUACCAGGUUGUAUUCUCACGCCCUGGCAAUUACAAAGCACUUGGUUAUCCAUACCAAGGUUUUCCUUCAGCAUACUAGACUGUGACUGCGGUGAACAAUCUCCUCCAAUUACUUAAGCAGCUUCUUCAAUUUCCAUUGUAAUAUUAUUAUCAUAAUUAGCUGAGAGCUUAAAAUAAAUCGUCAUUACCCACAGUGGGUGAGGUUUGCACUUUACA